AUGAAAGCGGCUCCUGCGCCAAGACUUCACGUCGCCGCUCCAUCGCCAGGAGUCAAUUGUCGCGAUUUUUCCAGGUCCCUACCAAACGGUGAUGCGUUCCUGCAUACGCCUGUCACUCCUUUCAGUCUAACUAUCGCUGUUGCUCAAACUCUCACACUCCUUCUUCCCUCCUCUCUGCGCGCCUCCUCUUUCGCAAGCCAUGCCGGGAUAAUGGGCGACGAGCCUCCUGCAUCGUUAUCGCCCGUGGGAUCGGAGCCGCAGCCCUCGAUUCACCGCGAGCCCGACAACAACACGGUCGCAGACCAGCGCCCCGGCGCCAUUCGUUCCGUCUCACUCCCUGCCCCGACUGAUGCGUUACAUGACUCGAAUGGCCGAUCGCUCAGCGCCAGCGCCGCGUCUCCUGACUUCGUCGACCGGCCCGCCACUGCACGCUCCACGCGAGGGAGGACCAAGCAGGAUGAAAGACGGCCAACCACUUCGAUCGGAGCGGGGGAGCACAACCGAAUGCUGCGCUCGACAGAUGAUUCCUCUGGGGUCGAUGCGCCCUCAUUGCGGAGUGUUCCUAGCAUCGUCGUCAAUGAUUUAAGCGCCCGCCCCAGCUCACGCCCAGGGUCGCGGCCAGGGUCUCGUUGGUCGGAGCGCAAGUGGGGAGGUUUAAGAAGGAAGUCAGCCGAAUUGGAACGCAAGAUGAGCACCGAAGAAUUACCUCCAGUGCCUCCGAUUGAACCUGCAUUUAGUGGAAUCAGCUUGGAUAUUCCGACAGCAAGCCUGGAAGGGUUAGGCCAGACAAUGAAGUUUUCUAACCGAGGCAGUCUCAUCAGGAAUCGGUCCAAACGGCCGUAUCCCGCUCUCAGUGUGGAUCAACAAUCUGAGCAGCCAUCUGAACCGACCGAACAAAGCCCAGCACCAUCCUCCGAGAAACUGUCGAUCCGUCAAGUCCCCUCGACCCUUUCGCCCGACCCUUCGACGGACACCCCCGACAGCAUCAACGAUGAAAAGAAGGCAGAAGACAACGAUGUCCCACAAGCCACUCUCCGGCCGCUUAGAUCGAAGGGGACUUUAUGUCCCAGGCAGACGAGCCUUCAGAGCCGGGCUAUCUCUGCGGACGAAGAUAUGCUCUCUCGCCGCGUCCGUCUCAUGUACGAGCGGGGCAAUGACAGCGUGACUGAUUCGGAUGUUGCCAAAUCAAUCGCAGAGGAUAAUGGGGUCCUCUGGGAGGAGGGUGCCACUCCUGAUGCUGAGAUUGAUGUGGAGACUGCUUCCACUCCUGGCCCGGAUGUUCACGGAGCACUUGAGCAAAAUGGACGAGCCUCUGCCGAAGUAGAGCGAGUCAGAAUCAAAAGGGAAACACAAGAGCUGGCCGGAGGGAUUGAGUAUUGGCAGAAUGUAGGUGCUGGAGAUGUGGAUCGUUACGGUUUCAUUCGCUCGCCCGCAAAGAAUGGCAGUGGAUCAGAGCCCCAUCCCAUCCAAAGGGUAACUACCAGCCUUCUUCUCGCCUCUGAAAUGCCACGGCGGAAACGUUCUAUUCGGCCGUCAGCUACUCGCGCGAGUAACCGGUCUUUCAGUGGCCGAUCCCCAACUCGCAACAUGUCCCAUAGUUCAGCGCCAGGCCGGCCAUCUUCCUCGGCAAGCACACACAGUGUACCAAUACGGCGAUCGACCUCUCGCCUACGUUCUGCAACCAACCGCCUCCCUCACAAUAGGGACCGGAAAUUCAAGGACGAGGCAGGCGACAUGCUGACCCUCCCAGCGGACACUCCCACUGAGGGACAGGACACUGCCGCCGCGCGUGCGAUGCGGAGGAAGGAGUGGGAACGUGAGGACAAGUGGACCAAGAUGGCCAAGCCUACCAAGAAGACCAGGGAUGGUGGUGGGAUGAAAUUUGAGUUCGAUGUUCACAGUUCCAAAUUGAUUGAGCGGACGUGGAAGGGCAUUCCAGAUCGAUGGCGCUCGACGGCGUGGUUUUCGUUCCUCGAGGCUAGUGCAAAACAACAUGCGGAUAGCCCAUCCGAAGAGGAACUUAUUGAGGCUUUUCACGAGUACCAAUAUGUCUCCUCGCCCGACGACGUCCAAAUUGACAUUGAUGUCCCGCGAACUAUCUCAAGCCACAUCAUGUUUCGUCGGCGAUACCGCGGCGGACAGAGACUUCUCUUCCGGGUGCUCCACGCUAUGUCAUUAUAUUUCCCUGACACCGGCUAUGUGCAAGGAAUGGCUGCUCUUGCGGCGACCUUGCUGGCGUACUAUGACGAAGAACAUGCUUUUGUUAUGCUUGCUCGACUGUGGCAAUUACGCGGCUUGGAGGAGCUAUAUAGAUCUGGGUUCGCGGGUCUGAUGGAGGCUCUGGACGAUUUUGAACGGGAGUGGCUAGCCGGGGGUGAAGUCGCCUCGAAACUAACCGAAGUUGGCAUUCCACCCACUGCAUAUGGUACCCGCUGGUAUCUGACCCUUUUUAAUUAUUCUAUCCCUUUUCCGGCCCAACUUCGAGUGUGGGAUGUCUUCAUGCUCCUUGGAGAUGCUCAAGAUAUUACGGGCCGUCCGUCUACUUCAUCCGCCAAACAUAAGAAAGAUGCAUCUGAAGCACGUCCAAGCACGUUUGGCCAGGGUCUUGAUGUCCUCCAUGCCACCUCUGCUGCGUUGAUUGACGGAAUGCGCGAGAUUAUUCUAGAGUCUGAUUUCGAAAACAGUAUGAAGGUCCUUACCAGCUGGGUUCCGAUCAAAGAUAUUGAACUCUUCAUGCGGGUGGCCAAAGCAGAAUGGAAGGUCCAUCGCCGCAAGAAGGCGAUCUAA
Penicillium macrosclerotiorum is the source of this 2787-nucleotide messenger RNA. RefSeq names its product putative TBC domain protein. Bases 1 to 2787 code for a protein of 928 amino acids. NCBI's taxonomy places the organism in Eukaryota, Fungi, Ascomycota, Eurotiomycetes, Eurotiales, Aspergillaceae. The transcript has 2 exons. The record is from RefSeq and is a predicted model, not a curated record.